Molecule: messenger RNA, 6764 nt
Organism: Mycena citricolor
Lineage: Eukaryota; Fungi; Basidiomycota; Agaricomycetes; Agaricales; Mycenaceae
Source: the annotation of a GenBank genome assembly
UAAACGACCAACAUACCCUCGGUCCCUCGCGAAUGCUCUUUGAUGCCCAUGGCACACCCGGGGCCACUGCCCGAGCUCGACGUGUUUGAAGACUUGGAGGAUCUCGAUGAAGCUGCGCGGGCCCUGGGAAUUGUGGUUGCGGCGCUCGUUGAGAGCGGCACACCCUUGGAUCCGCUCUAUACCAACACGAUACCCUGCCGGCGCGUUCUGACGCGACAUGAGGAUUUACAUCUGCUCCUCAAGCAGGGGCAUGCUUCAAGAGACUUUGGUGAGGUCGGGAAGCACGAUGCCCUGCAACGCCAAGUGGAUUCGACUGAGCUUGCUCGCGUACUGGCUACCUACUCUUCAUCUAUGGAGUCUUUUGCCCUCCAAGUUGACCCACACGCCAUAUUCGACUGGUCGUCAGAUACUGCAGACGCUGAGGACAAAGCGCACAUCGCGUCCUUGAGAAUUCCCGCCAUUCCGCGAAACCCUCGCACCCCUUUGCUUCUUUUGUGGAAGCUGGGGAGUUUCGCUCAAGACUCUGUUCUCAAAGCGAGAGUGGAACGUAUCUUUGCGCGAGGAAAGCAUACGUUCUUGGUGAACGCGUCAGGAACGGGCAAGACGAGACUGUUGCUUGAGGGACUCUGCCAACGCUGGGGAUUCUACAUUGUCGGCGAGACAGAUGUAGACGGCUUCGGCGCUGGAGACCUGCAUGAUGUUUUCACCAUGCAUCUGCCACAUACCUUUCAUUACGAUCUCUCAAACACCUCUCAAGAUCGGCGCGUCAAAGCAAUUCAUCGAUGCAUGGGUGGACUGCUCUUGUGUCGUUUCCUCGUGCUUGACAUGUUUCUGGAUGUACGAAUGAUAGGCGGAGGCGACAUGGCAGAGCAUAGAAGACUUUGGACACUCUUUCAAGUGAUCUCGGAAGCACUGGGCAGCAGACUCAAUAUCUUUGCAAAACUUCUGCUGUCGACACGGAAGCUGGACGACGACUUUAUCGCCGACUAUCUCUCCUAUCUUCUCUCGAAACUUCGGAAGCGACUUGGAGACGACUUCCAUCCCUUUAUAAUUCUCGAUGAGGCUCAAGUCGUCUUCAAUCAUUUCCAUGACCGAGCCCUUCUGCGGGAUCCCGAUGGUUCCUCUUAUCCGCUCCUCCGAGAGCUUGUGGACGGUCUCAUUGCGGUUUACCCCAGCGAAGAAUGUUCUUUUAUCGUCGCGGGGACUGAUGUUCCUUCUGAUGGGUUUUCGCGCUCUGCCCACGUCCAUCUACAUCGCUGGAUAUCGGACACGGGGGCUUUCGACGAUGCAGCCCGGCACAAGGCUUACGUUUCUCAAUGGCUAUCUCCCCGCUACACUCGUUCGGAGGCCGGCCAACAUUUCUUGACGCAUUGCUGGAAACUUUGUCGCGGAAGACAUCGAAUCACCGACAGCCUGAUGUAUUCUUUGCUCAGGAAUGGUUUCAAGAGCCCGCAUCGCAUUCUAGGUGCCCACUUCUACGUGAUUUCCGGGUUCUAUCCCCCCGACGACAAUCCUUUCAUCCGAGCGGAGGCUCCAGUCGAUGCUGACAUCAUCUAUCCCAGGAUCAAUUUCUCCGUUUUGAAACAUCCUGCCUACUCUCUGCGCGCUGCUGCUAUUCGUCUGGUCCUUCUUCGGUACGCAACCACUGGAAGCCAUGGCCGUCCGUUUGGCCUUGAGCAUAUCAAGCUCGUUGCAGAUGCUUUUGGUCGAUUCUGUGAUGAGAAUCGCUCGCAGAUUGUGUUCGACGAACCGCUUCUCGUUCUUGCAGCCGCAGCGCAGUGGUUCUGUCCAGUGCGAACGCCACAAUCUGAACCCUCCGAUCCCGGUUCUCCCAGGCCAACGUCACUGCUCGAUGUGGUGGAGCUCAUCUCGCCCAUGGACCCGGAAACAUUUGCGUGUGUGCUUGUGAUCUAUCUCGCGCACGCUUUCACGCGAGCAGCACCAAAAACGAUCUUCUCAUUUCCGCGUGGUGCCCCUGAAUGGGCGAAGCGCCCGUCGGAGCUGGUCAGCGUGUACCGCGGGGAGUCAUAUCGGCUGACCGACAAAGCAUUGACCUCUCGCCUUGCCGCUUCCCCAUUCGCUUCCAAUGAGCUGGUCAGCUGGCUGUCGCACAAUGAGCGACAUGGGUCUCCAUUCUGUCUCCCCGAUCUGCCGCACGCCGAUCUGUUCUUCGUGUUUCGCACUCCGGAUGGGACGUUUGUCCAAGCUGUAGUCGCGGCAUUGGGGACGACGACAACGCUCAGGGACUCGAGAUUGACCCAGAUGAUCUCUCGAGCAGAUGAUGAUGCCCUGUUUUUGUCUCUUCCUGAAGAGAUGAGGGAGAAAGCCAUCAGCGGUUUGCACUCGCUCCCUGUCCCACCACCGACCGUGGCUCGAAGGAAAGGGAAACGUCCGCCGCGGUUGACAGAAGCGCCUGUGAUGCGAGUGAUGGCGUCCUUUCCAGGCCAAGCACAUAUCAAGAAUGCCACAAAAUCCCGGGCCAUAGUCGGGCUGAACACCGGACAGUUUUACAAAAUAUCGGUGCAGAUCUCGAUGACUGACGCGUUCGAGCAAAUGUACCAAUCAGUCAUGCUCUCGCCGCAGUCUUCCGGGGAUAACCAGACUCCCAUCAAAAUUGUACCGCAACCUUCCCGUUUCAGCUCGCGCGCGCAGACUAGGUAGUUUUGUGCGUCAGGUAUCGUUACCCGAAUGUUCCCGCGCUUUUUGUUAGUACAAGUAGGUAUCUCGUCAUAUGCACCGAAGCCGUGCGAACGAUCUGUCAUGGCAGUCUUUUGUGGGUGCCAGCUUAUAGGCAGCCGCGUGUUUGUUCCUUCCUUCCCUCCUCCCUCUCUUCCUUCCGUCUAUCCAGCUCCCCCCAUGUCCAGCACAAGCGCUCAUCGCCCGACUCAGACGAAGGCGACGCCUGAGCUCAACGCUCGGAUCCAUGGAACUCUCAGGCCGAUUAUAUCAGCUUUCGAAGUUGGCCCUCACCUCUCCGUAUUGGAUAGCAUCAAUAGGAUCUUCACCUUCAUCGCCCGGGACAUUGGGAGAGACCCGGCCGAGCUGUACGCCAGCUGGGACCGCAAGCGCUCUAUCUUGCAGACCAAUCCGGCGCUUCGAGCCAAAGAGGAUGCGACUUUGCUCGACAAGAUCCUCGGAGAGACCCGGAAAUCUCAAGUGGCGGAGGUAGAUUUCCAGUUCGUGUUGGAUGAAGUAAUGACCUUCGUGAUCCCGAUCUCCCCACAACAAGCUGUUGCAGUGCUACAGGCUGCGGAAGAAGAAGUCAAGAACAUCUUGCGUGGGUUCCUUGCCCAGGAGGACCCUCUUCCGCUGUGGGAGCCCAGCCAUCUCCUUCCACAGUCCAAGUUUCUCAGGAGAUUGAAGAUUCCACGUGUUCCCGGCGGCGAGAAUGUGCCUGACAUGUUGCUUCACGACCUCGGCAAUGUGAAGAAGGACUCCAGCCUGGAUCGUGCGAUUCGCAAGAUCUUUCCCAGAGCUCCACCGCCUGUCGUAUCAGUUGUGAAUGCCCCGGGGGCAGGGAAGACAAAGACUAUGAUCGAGGGACUGUGUGGGCACUGGGGAUUCUACCUGACCUGUGCAGUCGAUUCGGAGGGACGGGGGUCCUGCGAUCUCUCGAUCGCAUUCAACGAGCACAUCAAACUAGAUCCGGCCUUCGUCGAGAAUCUGGAUGAAGCGGCAAAGAAGGACGAAAAUGUGACUCUCAGUAGCCUCCAUCGGGUCAACUGUCAGAUCGCGAGGAGCCGGAUAUCUGAGGUUCUCUUUGCUCGGAUCUGUAUCUUGACAUGGUUUUUGGAUGUGUUGAAGGAGCUCAACCCGGCAGGGCCACUGGAUAGUGCCAAAAAUAGGCGACUAUGGACUAUUCUUCAACUCCACCCACCUCGUGGACCCAACGGCGGUGAUAUGUUCCAGUCCACAGUCGAAAAGAUCCUGGGCCUGGAUGAAGAUCAUCGAAACAUGUUGACCGGAGAGAAGUUGCACACUCUGCACUCUUCCCUCAGGCUUGGUCUCAAUGAUCGCCUGUUCUGUGUUGUUGAUGAAUCACAAAUUGCCAUCACGACUCUAGAAAACGCGUUCAUUUCUCAUGAACUGCAGGGCGAUGCGAAACCCACGCCACGACCAGUCCUUCGAGAGCUCGGCGUAGUGUUGUUGGCACGUGAGAACAAUCUCGCAGUGGUGUUCACGGGAACUGCGCUGGCUCGGGUCCUUCUAGACGCAAUAAUUGCCUCCAAGUUCCUCAAAAUGGGAAAUGACUACAGGCCGAUCACUCAUUUCGGCGCCUUCAGCAAACCCACAGACCAUAUCGAUUAUGUGAAAAAGUACAUUCCAACGGAUCUGCUCGCCACAACAAGUUUCAAAGCCCUCUUUGACCGAAUCAUUUACUGGUUGCGAGGACGAUACCGAUUUACCUCAGCGUUCAUUCGAGAGCUUCUCAUUAGCGGAUACCAAUUGCCCCAUAUGAGGCUGAACGCAUUCAUCAAAGUUGCGACCAAGUCUCCUCUGCUCAGGACCCUCGGCCGUUUCACCUCGGAUGGGUUCGAUGCUACGGAUGGGGCCAUCCACUUGGAGUCUGAGCUGGAGGCGAAUCGCGGCGAUCCGCUGGUGAUUACCAUUGGCGAACAGCGGCUGUUCGACUUUGGAAAGAUCAAAGACAAUGUCAGAUUCGUCGAACUCGUGCGCACGUACGUUCCGGAAAUGUGCAUGCGGUCGAAGAUCACAUCCACGAUGAUGCCUCUGAAGUACAAGGACAGGACCGGCAGAGUGCUGGAGGAUUUCGGUCAAUUGGUGCAAUACGGCGUGGCCCGUUAUGACGAAAACGACAUGGGUGUGGAAAAGGACGUGCGGCUGCUCAUGGACGAGCCCCUUGCGCUCAGAGCGUUGCUGGAAUGGCUCCAGAGCUGCGACGCUCCUCUGGCAGCCAUAUUGCGCAAGGCAGCGGUCGGGGGACUGCAGAACCACGCGGGCAACAACGGCGUCGAAGAAUAUAUUGCGUUCUACUGCGCCGUAGCAUUCAAAUCGGGCGCGAAGCUCAAGGAGAUAUUCCACUUCCACAAGGGGCUGAAGAUCCCCGAAUGGGCAGAAACAUCGGCCGACCUGGUCUCCGUCUACUGCACUAAUCAAGAUUCGAGACCAAACGACCCCGUCGAAGCCCGGUCUUGGACCGCCGAAUAUGAUGUUUCGCCCGUGACCGACCAGUCGGGACCAAGCAACUCACUCGGAUACUGUGCAUCUACGAUAUCGGACACGCGCCGAUGGAUGCAGCAUUUGGAGCGAGCGUCAAUCUGCUUCCCGGACAAGUUCAUGGGUCCAGACCUCGUGAUGGUCCUGCGGCUGCACAACGCGCAACGAUCGCUCAUUUGGCUUGCCAUUCAGUCCAAAUUCUCUGCCGCUCAGGAGCUCGAGCCCAGCAAAUUGAAGGAGGCCCUCCCCACUGUCACCCCGGACGGUUAUUACGAGCGACGGACAAAGAAUGCAGUGUCCGACGAAGAGCCGCAACCACUGGCAGCACACCAGAUCCAGAUUCUCAAGGACAUGGACAGCCUUCCGAACCGGCUUGAGAUUCCCGGCUUCGACCGCAAAAACAAAGCGUUCAUGAAACGCAUGAUCGACCACUAUUCUGGGCCCGACUUCUCCCAACCUUUCGACGCGACCGCGGAUGAGCUGGCCGUCCUCGAUGGAUGCGGGAAACACAGCGUGCUGCGGGUGAUUGUGGGCUGGCCGUCGUUGACGAAUCUGCACAAUCGGUAUUCGACGCUCCUCCAGCACCGGUACUUUGACGAUGACUGUCACCCGAUCGUCGAGUUCAACCGCGACCGGUGGAACACGGUCAUGGAAGAUUACCUGCUGCCUGAAUUCGAUACUCGCAGGCAUAACAGGUCGCGGGGAACCAAACAAGACCGACCGGAUGCAGGACACGAGGCUGAAGAACCGGGCCCUUUGACGAAACGACGCAAAACCGCCCACGAUCUCGACGCAGACGAGUUCGAACUGGAUGCCGCAUUCGAGCCCAAUUCCAACGUGGAGACACAGUUUGCCUCGCAGUUCUUGCAUCCCUUCCGGAUCGGGGAGGACGCCGGGGAGACUGCGGCGUGGGACGAAUUGGAACAUGGAGGGAAUCCCACUGGGUCGAUCGCAGACGGCCCGCCUCUGACGGCCACUGAUCUCGAUGCAACCACGCUUGGAGGGCAGUCGGUCUAUGAUGACGGCGGCCACCCACGGAUCACUGAACGCAGGCGGGAUGGAACCGUGCGACUCGGCGGCGGAGAGGUGCACCUGAGGGUGCUGGGCCAUGAGAUAGAUCCGCACAAAUUCUGGGACACGCACAGAUUGGGAGGGAUGUCCGGGGAUCUGCCCCCUCUGAAAGAUUCGCUCCCGCAGCUGAAAUUGAUGAAGAAACGGGAGCGCAGGAUAUGGCCGGAGCGUGAGGAUUGGGAGAUCGAGACGGAGUUUACGCAGGAAGAAAAGGGGCUCCCGCUGCCAGACAGAAAGAAGAUAAUCUUCGAGAGGCUGAAGCGUGCAGCGGAGAGAUACGAGGCGUACGUGCGACGGAAUCGGCGAGGCAACCCGACCUGAGAGACGUGGGAUGUGGAGGACAGGGCGUUAGAUAGCUUCGUGACGAUGAUGUAGUCGAUUGCGUUUCUCUGAUCUCAGAGUAGAGACAUGGACCAUCCUAGAUGAAACUUGGACUGUCCAGCAUUGAAGGAGACCUUAAGAUUCCAGGGCAACAUUCUAGGGUCAUUGAUCGUAAUUGAUAUGUUAGAACCGUC